Molecule: messenger RNA, 2172 nt
Organism: Andrographis paniculata
Lineage: Eukaryota; Viridiplantae; Streptophyta; Magnoliopsida; Lamiales; Acanthaceae
Product: phosphoglucomutase, cytoplasmic 2
Exons: 19
Coding region: 173-1924 (583 amino acids)
Biological process (GO): carbohydrate metabolic process
Cellular component (GO): cytosol
Molecular function (GO): phosphoglucomutase activity; magnesium ion binding
Source: RefSeq, a predicted model, not a curated record
UGAUACGUGCGGUGCAGAAUAUAAUUCUCUCCUCUUUGGUUUUUCUUUUCUCGCUUUAUUCUCUCUCCAUUUUAUUUAUAGAUUUAUCACCCGACUGAACUCUCGCCAAAACUCGCUCGCGCUGUCCCUGCUGUGUUCUCUGUCCCUCUUCCGCAAGGGGUUUUAAGAUAAUAUGGCGACGUUCAGUAUUAGAUCUGUGAAGACGUCCCCGUUCGAUGGGCAGAAACCGGGGACAUCUGGUCUUAGGAAGAAGGUCAAGGUAUUCAUGCAAGCAAAUUACUUGCACAAUUUCGUUCAAUCCACAUUUAAUGCCCUUGGAGCUGAUAAAGUCAAAGGUGCUACAAUUGUUGUCUCUGGUGAUGGGCGUUACUAUUCAAAGGAUGCUAUCCAGAUCAUUAUAAAAAUGGCUGCUGGUAAUGGAGUAAGACGUGUCUGGAUUGGCCAGAAUGGAUUGCUGUCUACACCUGCUGUAUCUGCUGUUAUUCGAGAAAGAGUUGGCCCUGAUGGAUCCAAAGCAAAUGGGGCUUUUAUACUCACAGCAAGCCACAACCCUGGGGGACCUACUGAGGAUUUUGGAAUCAAAUACAACAUGGAAAAUGGUGGACCUGCACCUGAAGGAAUCACUGAUAAGAUCUAUUCAAACACCACCACCAUUAAUGAAUACAUGAUUGCAGAAGGCCUGCCAGAGGUGGAUAUCUCACAAGUGGGAUUGACUAACUUCAGGGGUCCCGAGGGGCAAUUUGAUGUUGAUGUUUUUGAUUCAGCAGAUGAUUAUGUCAAAUUGAUGAAGUCAAUUUUUGAUUUUCAAUCCAUCAAGAAGUUACUGACAUCUCCAAAAUUCACUUUCUGUUAUGAUGCAUUAAAUGGAGUUGCGGGAGCAUAUGCUAAGCGUAUAUUUGUGGAAGAGCUAGGUGCAAAAGAAAGCUCUUUAUUGAAUUGUGUGCCCAAGGAAGAUUUUGGCGGAGGGCAUCCUGAUCCCAACCUGACCUAUGCAAAAGAGUUAGUUGCUCGUAUGGGAUUGGGUAAAGCCACCAGUGAACAGGAACCCCCGGAAUUUGGUGCUGCUGCUGAUGGAGAUGCAGAUCGUAAUAUGGUUCUUGGAAAAAGGUUUUUUGUCACUCCCUCUGAUUCUGUUGCUAUCAUUGCGGCAAAUGCUGUCCAAGCAAUACCUUACUUUUCUGGUGGUCUAAAGGGAGUUGCAAGGAGUAUGCCUACAUCAGCUGCUCUUGAUGUUGUCGCUAAAAGCCUGAACCUGAAGUUCUUUGAGGUGCCCACUGGCUGGAAAUUCUUCGGCAACCUGAUGGACGCUGGAAUGUGUUCAGUUUGUGGUGAAGAAAGCUUUGGGACUGGCUCAGACCACAUACGCGAGAAAGAUGGAAUUUGGGCUGUUUUGGCUUGGUUAGCUAUUCUUUCCUAUAAGAACAAAGACAAUCUGGGGGGCGAGAAGCUUGUCAGUGUUGAGGAUAUUGUUCGCCAACAUUGGUCUACAUAUGGGCGCCAUUAUUAUACUCGAUAUGAUUAUGAGAAUGUUGAUGCAGGUGCUGCUAAGGAACUGAUGGACAAUUUGGUUAAGAUGCAAUCCUCUCUUGCUGAAGUUAAUGACAUUAUAAAGAAAAUUCGAUCAGAUGUCUCGAAAGUUGUCAAUGCUGAUGAAUUCGAAUACAAGGAUCCUGUUGAUGGUUCCGUUUCAAAGCACCAGGGAAUCAGAUACAUGUUUGAAGAUGGCUCCCGACUGGUUUUCCGACUUUCUGGAACUGGUUCAGAGGGUGCAACUAUCCGUGUGUACAUAGAACAAUAUGAGAAGGAUUCGUCCAAGACAGGGAGAGAUUCUCAAGAAGCACUAGCUCCUUUGGUUGAUGUUGCAAUUAAAUUAUCCAAGAUGCAAGAGUUCACCGGCCGAUCUGCCCCUACUGUCAUUACAUAGAUUGGCUCGACAGUGCCAACCCAUUCUCUUUCAUCGCCUUGAACUAAGUAAGAAAGUAUUGUCGUAACCUAUAUCCUUUCCAUUUACUUGCUACGCGGAGCCUCCGCCUCCGCCUCAGUCGAGACACUUGAGGAUAUUCAAUGUAAGUUUAACUCCGAGCCAGUCAUACUGAUGAACAGUUUUGGUUAUAAAAAUAAACUGCACUGAAUGAAUGCAUAUAAUGAAACAUCACCUUUUAUGAUCUUACA